This is a messenger RNA of Rhagoletis zephyria (snowberry fruit fly), 4912 nucleotides long. RefSeq names its product Leucine zipper like transcription regulator 1 (gene Lztr1). Gene Ontology annotation, molecular function: protein binding. The record is from RefSeq and is a predicted model, not a curated record. Gene Ontology annotation, cellular component: Golgi apparatus. Lineage: Eukaryota; Metazoa; Arthropoda; Insecta; Diptera; Tephritidae.
UUUUUAUUUUCACACACAAAUUAACAUGCUAGUUUGCUAUUGGUCAACGUAGACAAAUUACUGCUGUGGGUGAAAUAAGUUGAAAUGGACUCAGUUUGGGGUCAUAUCUUUGUGGUGAAAAAUUCUUUUGGUCGCUGAAUAGCUGGCGUCUAGACACCUACAUCUACUACUACACCUGUUUUUAAUUUCACCAUGUGUAUAUUCAACAUAUCAGUUGGAAUAAAAAUAUUUACUUUCAUUUUGUAACUAUUUUAAAACAAAUUUAACGCAAAAUUUUUUGUUUAAUAAAGCUAUCGAUUUUUUUUUUGAAAACACUAGAAUAUGUUCGGAUUCCGCGAAACUUGAAAUUCCCAAAUAUGUACCUGAUUUUAACUCCUUAAAUAAAUAAUUGGCAGCUCUGCCGCUCAGCUGUUCUUUGGCACAAGGCGAACUGUCAACUCAUUCAUAAAUUUUAUCCAAUUUUGUUCGGGACGAGUUUGUGGGGGUUUACUGGGGAUUUACAUUUUGGUAUACAGACAAAGCGGUUGGAAAAAUAGCUUUAGAAAAAAGUGAUUGCUGUGAAAAUUUUCCAAAUUGUUUGCAAACAAUCUAAAAAGUGACUACCAAAACAGUUUCACCGCUCAUUUUGCAUGGAACAGCGCGACGCGCUGGGAUUUAAGAAUUGUGGCUUGGCUGGCUGCUCCAAUUGUAGGUGCAACUGUGCGUUUGUGUAUUCCUUGCGUUACAUGAGCCCUGCUUAAGAAGUUCGUGGGCGUUAACUAAUAGCAUCAAUCUAGUGCUAUUUUCUUUUUUUUUGGUUUACUUCUAAAAAUUUUCACUCUGUACAAGUCACGAAACGGCCAGCAAAAUAAGCCAACGAAGGAGAUUCUACACCUGUAACUCGUUAAUGCUGAAAGCUUUGCUCGGCUCAGAGUCCACAGAAUCAACAGAAGACACAGGUGGCGGCAGCGGCAGUGGCAGCAGUGGUGGGGGCGGAAGUGGCGGUGGAGGUGUGGGCGCUGGAACCGGUGGCGCUAGUGGUAGUGGCAGCCUAACAUCUAGCUCUGUUUCGAACAGUCUGAACGCUGCAUGCAGCACUGCUAUUGGCACGGGUAGCAAUUGUAGUCAGUCAGCUUUUGGCAUUGUAGGAGCCGGUGGCGGUUUUACCUGCAACCUGUCCUCCUCCAACUCCAGUGGUUACUGCUCUGCCUGUCAGGCGUCUGCGGACAGGUGCCACAGCAAUACAGGCAGUCGUAAGAGUCGAAAGAGUUCGUCAUCGCGCAGCAAAAUGUCACACUCCAAUUCCAGUUCAAUGCGCGGCAGUAGUGGCAGCAGUUGCCGCAGCAGUGGCGCUGUUUGCAUGUACGAUGUGGCUAGCUGCAAGUCGAUCUCGCCGGGGAGCUAUAGCUUAAAUGCCUUGAAUGUAGAUUUCAGUUCGUAUACGGCAACACAUCAGUGGACCAAAAUGCUCGAGUGCGCCGAAUUUGUAGGUGCCAAGCGCAGCAAGCACACUGUAGUGGCAUAUAAGGAUGCCAUGUUUGUUUUCGGUGGCGAUAAUGGCAAGACGAUGCUCAACGAUUUAAUACGCUUUGGCGUUAAGGAUAAGUCGUGGGGACGCGCUUGUGCUACAGGCACGCCACCGGCGCCACGCUACCAUCACUCGGCAGUUGUGUAUGGCAGUUCAAUGUUCAUAUUUGGUGGCUACACAGGCGAUAUACAUUCAAAUUCUAAUCUGACAAACAAAAAUGACUUGUUCGAAUACAAGUUUCAGAGUGCAAUGUGGGUCGAGUGGAAGUUUUCAGGAAGAAUGCCAGUACCUCGCUCAGCGCAUGGCGCCGCCGUCUACGACAACAAGAUGUGGAUAUAUGCGGGAUAUGAUGGUAAUGCACGCCUAAACGAUAUGUGGACGCUGAAUUUAACUGGCGAAAACCAUCAGUGGGAAGAGGUCGAGCAGAAGGGAGAACGUCCACCCACUUGCUGCAAUUUUCCCGUCGCCGUUGCCCGCGACUGCAUGUAUGUAUUUUCCGGCCAAAGUGGUCUGCAGAUCACCAAUUCACUCUUCGAAUUUCAUUUUAAAACAAAAACCUGGCGUCGCAUCUCCAAUGAGUCUGUGUUGCGUGGUGCCGCUUCGGCGCCUCCCUCGCGUCGUUAUGGUCACACCAUGGUGCAUCACGAUCGCUUUCUAUACGUGUUCGGCGGGUCUGCAGACUCAACAUUACCCAACGAUCUACAUUGUUUCGACUUGGACUCACAACUGUGGUCGGUGAUCACACCAGAGCCGAAUUCCGAUGUACCCUCCGGCCGUGUAUUUCAUGCCAGCGCUGUCAUAGCUGAUGCUAUGUACAUUUUUGGUGGCACUGUCGACAACAGCGUACGUCGCGGUGACACUUAUCGCUUUCAAUUCUCUAGCUAUCCAAAAUGUACGCUGCGCGAUGACUUUGGCAAAUUCUUUCACGAUAAACAAUUUUGCGAUAUACAAUUCAUUGUUGGCCCCGAGGAGAUUAACAUAUUGGCGCAUAUCGCGUUUGUGGCAGCGCGUUCGAAACACUUGCGUACUAAGAUAUUAGCAGCGCGUGAUGCGCGCCAACAGCAAAUGGAAAAGGUUUUCGGGCCGAAUAUGGAUAUACAUAGCGCAUUGGGUACAGGUGGUGGUGAUCGCGCGCCCAUGCUGGAGGUGCGGUUGGCGCAGGCGUCGCCAGAGGCUUUCGAGAUUAUAUUGAAUUACAUUUACACGGAUCGCAUAGACUUGAAGGAGUCAUACAGCAAGAAUAUAAUUAUAUUGAUAACUGAUAUAUACCAGUUGGCGGGCAGAUUUCUUAUGCCGCGACUGGCGCAGGGGUGUAUACAGUAUUUGGAUUUUAAGAUCAACAAGCAGAAUGUGCUGGAAGCGCUCUACAAUGCGGACAAGAAUAAAAUACAAAUCAUCAAGGAUCACUGCAUGCAAUUCAUUAUUAAGGAUGAAAACUAUACUGACGUGGUAAUGUCCAGCGAAUUUGGUGAUUUGGAUAAGAGUUUGAUAGUUGAAAUUGUGCGUAGGCGCCUUAAUCCCAGCAAGAUCGUCAUGGAAAACAAUUUUGAGAAAAGUGAUGCAGGCACAACUCUGGAGAGCGAUAUGGCUCUCUUUCUGGAGUCGACUGGCAAGGAUUUUUGCGAUAUAAAUCUCAUACUGGAUGGUCAAGUUGUGCCAGCGCAUAAGUCGAUAUUAUCGGCACGUUGCACCUACUUCCAGGGCAUGUUUAGGUCCUUCAUGCCGCCCGAUAAUACAGUAAAUAUCCAAAUAGGCGAGAUUUCACCCUCACAGGAGGCUUUCCAAUCGCUGCUACGCUACAUUUACUAUGGCGAGACGAAAAUGCCGCCACAAGAUGCAUUGUAUCUAUUUCAAGCGCCAUGCUUUUAUGGUCUAGCCAACAAUCGGCUUGCCGCCUUUUGCAAGUACUCACUAGAACACAACAUCACCUAUGAGAAUGUGCUGCAAACAUUAGAAGCAUCGGAUAUAACAAAAAUUUACGACAUCAAAGAUUAUGCAUUGCGUUUGAUAGUGAAGGAUUUCACCAAAGUAGCGCGUCUGCCUAAAAUUGGUGCACUCUCACGUGAGCUGCUGCUGGAAAUUAUACGCGCUGUCGCCGAUUCGCAGGGCGAGUUCUUGACACGUAUUAGUAUCAAUACUGACAUCUGAAAUUUGGUACUGCUAUGGCCGGCAUUACAAUUGCUUUUGGCUUGGCUGCAAAUUGUUGGUGGGCGAAGUGGUAGUGUCGAUGGUAUCGACGGUGGUGGCGUUGACGAUAGUGGCUUAGAUGCAGCUAUUGAUGUGGCUACGAAGCGCGGGUAUGAAAGCGAAUGACGGCAUGCUUCGAUGUUGACGGACGGACACAAAACAACAUUUAUCUUUAUUUGUUGUUCAAUUUCCUUUUGCCUCCCCCCGCCCCCUCUUAAGCACACAGUUUGUUGUAAGUUGAGGAAAUAAGUUGGGUAUUUUAAGGUAUUUUAGUUGUAUGUUAAAAAAGGCACACAGAAAUUGGUGGCCAAAAUGGACCCAAGGUAUUUGUUAUAACCUCAUUUGAGGCAUACUUUAUGCAUAUGCAGUUAAAAGUUUUUAUUUGUAAUUAUUGUAUGCUUAAGUUAUUUUUCUUAAAAAAAUUUUUCCAGUGUGAUAUAAAAAUUCUUUUUUAAGUUGAAAUUGCAAAAAUCUUUAGGAAAUCUCUAAUUUUAAUACCAUCACACGUUGCUAAUUUGUAUACUCAAAUUUUAUGCUCCCUUGUUGUUCCUCGCUUUUAGUAGUUAAAAUUUGCAAAUUUUAGAAAUAUUUGGUAAUAUACAAAUUUUUAUUAUAAGCUUAUACAAAAUGUUUCACAAAAUAUAUAUGUAUAAGUACUUAUAAGUGUAUGUUUAUGCAUGAAAACAAAGAAAAAUUGCAGCACGCAGCGCAAAAAUUUUGAGUAAAUGUUAAUCCUCAGCUAGAGAAUGGCAGUCAAGUUGUGGAUUCAAGCUUAAAUAAAGUUAAGCACAAUUAUGAAAGCAUACGUAUGAAUUUUAUCAAAAAGUUUUGGAGGCGACAGUGCUGGUCAGUAAUUGAUCUAAGUGGUUCCGAUAGCAUGGAUAUGACUGUUGUUAAACCGAAAAUGUUUUUCCCAGCUCAGCUGAGUAAUAACUCUGUCAACUCGUAGAAAGCAAACUAAUACUACUUUUUACUGAUACGACUAUUUAUUACGCUUAAAAACCACAUUAAAAACUCUGACUUAUCUUAACCGUAGAACCAUAAUAUACGUAAAUUUUACGCAUGUACAAUUUUCAAAUUGUGAUUGCACAAAUGUGCCAGGCUGUAACGGUAGCCAACGUAUUUUUGUGUAUACACAAAUGCGAAAGCACAUCGCAUGUGUCAAUGAAAUUUUAUUUAUUCCUUGUCUUUUCUUUAAUAAAAUAAAAUUAAAAUUAA